UGACUUGUGGUAUCAUAUGUCGGAUGGUGCUAGUUGUGUCCUGAUAUUCAAUACUUCAUAACAUCACACCUCGCUGUGUUCUAUCACCACUUUUCUUAUAUACGCAAUAACUAGCAUAUCAGGAAGUACAUUUGGGAAACAAAAUAAAAUAGUAGUUCAACUUACCCGAAGAGCUCCGAAGAAGUUGAUACCACUGAGGAAGAAAUUAAAGAGGAGAUAUAACAUGCAAAAGAUGCUGUAUAAAACAUUGGUUUUACUCCUUGUUAUCCAACACACCAGAGGACAUGGGAUAGAUUGGUCGUUUCUGCCAAGUUGGUUGCGGGAGAAACUUCCAUUCGCCAGAGAGCACCCAGUACAACCAGCAUUAGCAGAGGUCAGUGACGAGUGUAUCAGGUACGCAGAGACGGGAGAUUGCAGAUUCUACCAAUGCUUUGAGGAAAGACACCCUUGUGGUCACGGUGCUUAUAUACAGAAAUAUGGCUGGGGCUACUGCCAUGGCUUUGUUCGAGAGAUCAACCGUUUCAACACUAGGGGCAAGCGAUGGGUAAACGAGACCAAGAAAUGUUCUAUGAGAGCUCUGCUGACAAAAUACAGGGCGAGCCAAUAUGAUUGCCAUGCAAUAAAGCAUCAUGCGGAGGAUACUCACAGAGACUGUGCUAUAAACAAGGGAUUCUGUGCAAUACUAUGGCCAAACAGAGAAGCAUUGAUGGACAUUUACAAACUCGGGAGCAAAAAGCAUCUACUACGUACAAUUGCGGUAUGUGGUCGUGAUGCAAUAACUAGAUUUCUGGGACAAAUCGGAUCAUCACUUAUGUUUGGUACUCCAUUUAGUGGCAAGAAAUAGAUCGAAGUAACCAAAGAACCAUGUACUACAGAUUAACGCCAAAGAUUAUUUCAUUUUUACUAGCGAACCUGUAUAUAACAUGUAUAAGCAAUGUAGUUAUGAGAUUUUAAUUAGAUACAAGAGUCGUUGGCACUGGACUCAAUCUGUUAACAGCAAAAUUACUGCAUAUGUGGGGUACUACUGUGAAAGGACAUCGCAUUAAGUUGAUGAACUGAAUGAACGAUUUGGAUAUAUCCAAGACACAUGUCAUGUACUACACGGGCGUCAAACAAGCUACAGUAUAUAUUACAAUAAUAAUACAUUUUUAUUGCACCUAUCUACCAGUUUACGAUUUAAAAUAAAUGUGCAAUAUCAAAGAAUGUGUGCAACAUUUGUAUAACAUAAAAUGACAUAUAACAAGCGUAUAUCUAUCUAUACAAGAUAAAAAAUACAGGUGCAUUUAUCAUUAUAAAUACAUAAAACUUUUCCAUCAACAUAAUACUCUCAAUAGUACUAGUAUGAUUCACUUUUAUCAUAUGACUUCAUUCAAUUUUGCGAUCUGAUUUUACCUACAUGAACACAAAACAUACAUGUAGGCUAUAAUAUUUCUUGUGAAAAUUCUUCUUAUAUUUUUGAUGUAACAGAGCUUUAAUGCAAUAUUAGAGUGGAGAAUCAAUUAAUACACUCAACAUUCUUCCAAUUAUUAUGUGACGAUUGUUUGUUUUUUUGAUGCACCUUGUACAUUUGUUGUUUCUCGCUGUGAAUAAAAGAAUAAAAUUUUGUUAAAUAAUAACUGGAUUAAUAUAAUCUACUAAAAUGUUUGCCAAGACACUGAGCAAACAAUAAAUGCAUUAUCAGUUACUUGUAUCCAUUAAUCUGUGCAUGGUACUAAAGAACAAAGAACUUGAUAAUUACAUGAUAUAAAUAAAUACUAUAAAUAAAUAUAGAUCCUGUAAAUGUGAUAACUGGGAAAACUUUAAGUGCAUUGUAAUCAUAAACGUAAUAUACAGGGUGUUUCAUAAUGAC
Messenger RNA from Owenia fusiformis, 1849 nucleotides. The record is from the annotation of a GenBank genome assembly. Lineage: Eukaryota; Metazoa; Annelida; Polychaeta; Sabellida; Oweniidae.